Molecule: messenger RNA, 166 nt
Organism: Loa loa (African eye worm)
Lineage: Eukaryota; Metazoa; Nematoda; Chromadorea; Rhabditida; Onchocercidae
Exons: 2
Coding region: 1-156 (51 amino acids)
Source: RefSeq, a predicted model, not a curated record
AUGAUUAGUCAAGCACUUACGGAUGAUAGUCAAGCACUUACGGUAAUAGGUAUCGGUGGAUUGAUUGCAAUUGUUGCUGCAACAAUUUAUGCAAAUGCUAGGAGAAAGCAACAUAUGGUAAUUAUGACGGAUGAUAAUAAAUCAAAAACCAACUAACCAAUUCAGC